UGGCAGAGCCGCGCAAGCCUAGCCGGUCUUUUUCUGAGCAGAGUGGAGCCAACGUGUGAAGACCAAAGGCGGCCGAAGUCUUCAGUUACAGAUUGGGGUUUAGUCUACGAGUAUAUUUUUGAGAUAUGAGUCAGCGUAACACAAUAUUCAAGCUUGCCAGCUAGUGGUGUUUGCCCUGGAGGGUGGGAGAGAGAGAGCAAAGACUGCAGAGAAUAUGGAGCCGUCAGAUGGCUUGUUGCUGCAGGUCAACAAUGGAGAACAGUGGUGUAACCGCUGGAAGCAUCCCAAUGAGGACCUGGACCGCAGCACCAGCCCCUCAGUCCUGCGCUGUGUUGCCAGCACGUGGAAGGAAGGCCUGCUGAACAGAAAGAGGCCAUUUGUGGGCCGCUGCUGUCACUCCUGCACACCACAGAGCUGGGAGAAGCUAUUUAACCCGAGUAUUCCAUCCCUGGGAUUACGCAACGUCAUCUACAUCAAUGAGACCCACACUAGACAACGGGGCUGGUUGGCACGCAACUUGAGUUAUGUGCUGUUUGUAAUGGAGAGAGAUGUCAACAAGGACAUUUUCACCAGGAACGUGGUGGACAAUGUGCUUAACAAUAGCAGUGUGGAAAAUGCUAUUGUGAAGGUCGCUACGGAUCUGGAUGCUACAACCAGCCAGCCUGUCCAAGAGCGCAGAGCUGUUAGUAAAGUGAAGCAGAAAGCAAGGGCCUUCCUUCAGGAGAUGGUUGCCAACAUUUCACCAGCCUUCAUCAGACUGACAGGGUGGGUCCUCCUGAGGCUCUUUAAUGGUUUCUUCUGGAGCAUCCAGAUCCACAAAGGUCAGCUGGAAAUGGUCAAGAAAGCUGCAACAGAGCAAAAUGUGCCCAUGGUCUUCCUUCCUGUUCACAAAUCUCACAUUGACUACCUGCUCAUCACCUUGAUCCUGUUCUGUCACAACAUCAAAGCCCCCCACAUCGCAGCUGGAAACAACCUGAGCAUCCCCAUCCUCAGCACUCUGAUCCGUAAACUAGGAGGAUUCUUCAUAAGAAGGAAAAUGGAGGAGUCGGGGGAUGGGAAGAAGGAUAUUCUGUACAGAUCACUCUUACAUGCAUAUACAGAGGAGCUGUUGCGUCAGCAGCAGUUUUUGGAGGUCUACCUGGAGGGUACACGCUCUCGUAGCGGUAAACUGUCUCCAGCACGUGCGGGCAUGCUGUCCAUCGUGGUAGACACACUGUUGAAUGGGUCAAUCCCGGACGUGCUGGUGGUGCCCGUUGGCAUCUCCUACGACCGCAUUAUUGAGGGCAACUACAAUAGUGAACAGCUGGGCAAGCCCAAGAAGAAUGAGAGUUGGUGGGGAAUAGCAUGUGGAGUGUUCAGGAUGCUCAGGAAGAACAACGGCUGUGUGAGGGUUGACUUCAACCAACCCUUCUCUCUGAAGGAGUACCUGAGCACCCAGAGAAGUCGACAUAUUCCUCCACUAGAGUCACUGGAACACACCUUGAUGCCGACCAUUAUUUCCGCACAGCCUGAUGCUCAGUUGUUGGAGAGGCAGGAGGUCGAGCAGAUGAACAGAGAGCUGCCUGAUGACAUAUUCAGACGACAGCUUAUUAACAACCUGGCCAAGCACGUUCUCUUCACGGCUAAUAAGUCAUCAGCAAUCAUGUCUACAAACAUUGUGGCCUGUCUGCUGCUGUACAGACAUAGACAGGGGGUGGUGCUGUCAAAGCUGGUGGAAGAUUUCUUCAACAUGAAGGAGGAAAUUCUCUCAAGGGACUUUGACUUGGGCUUUUCAGGGAACUCUGAGGAUGUGGUCAUGCGUGCACUCCACCUCCUGGGAAACUGUGUCAACGUGACCAGCAGUGCAAAUCGCAAUGGAGAGUUCACCAUCGCACCCAGCCAAACUGUGCCAGCACUUUUUGAGCUCAACUUCUACAGCAAUGGCCUUUUCCAUGUCUUCAUUUCUGAUGCAGUCAUUGCCUGUAGCAUCCUGUCACUGCAGCGAGAGCUGGUUGUGGAAUCGGAGUCUGAUCACCAGUCUGGUCGUCCAUGUAGCCUCCUCAGUCAGGAGAGGCUCAUCCGCAAGGCUGCCAGCCUCUCCUACUUUCUUACCAAUGAAGUGGCGGUGGCUCCUCCCUGCCAGACCAUUUACCAAGUUUUCCACGAUACAGUGACGCGGCUGAUCCAGUAUGGCGUUCUGUACGUAGCAGAGGAGGAACAGGAGGAACUGAGCCCCAGUCCCACAGAAGAAUCUUGGUCCCAAAAGUUCCCUGAGCCCCUUUCCUGGAGAAGCGAUGAGGAGGAUGAGGACAGCGACUUCGGAGAGGAGCAGAGAGAUCGAUACCUAAAGGUCAGCGUUUCAGCAGAGCACCAGGACUUCUUCAUUUUCCUUCAGCGCCUGCUCAGCCCAGUACUGGAGGCCUACAGCGGCGCUGCAAUCUUUGUCCACAGUCUGAGUCAGCCCAUGACUGAGUCUGACUACACCCAAAGGCUUUUCAGAUACCUGCUCACCCGCACAGAGAGAGGAGUGGCUGCUUAUGGUGAAAGUGCAACACAUUACCUGGUUAAGAACACAGUGAGGACAUUCAAAGAGCUUGGGGUCUUGAAGGAGAGACGAGAGAACAAGGUGACCACUCUGGAGCUGAGCAGUACCUUUCUACCUCAGGCCAAUCGGAACAAACUCCUGCAUUACAUCCUCGGCUUCACGUUGCUGUGACCUUUCAGCCCAGCUCUGACCCCAGGCUCCUUCUACUUAAGGGCUUCUACUGGUUACUUCAAAACAAUCCCAGGUGCUACUCCAUGGAACACUUUACCAGGAAGUGCCUUCAUCCAAAAGCCGCUAACUGUUAGCUGUUAGCCGUAAAAGAGACUUGAAGCCAGUCUUCCCUUUUUGUGUGCACGUCUACGACUCCCUGUCGUGGAACUGUACAGCUGAUAAAAACACCGGUCUUGUUAAUUUUGAAGAGGUACGUCUUGGUAUCAUCCUCUGUGAACUUUGCCAGUGAUGUGACAAGGUUUUAAUGUGAUUAAAUUUUAAACCAUCAGAAAAUACACUGGAACAGGUUAGUAACGAAGCAUCACCUUCACAGUAGCCUAAACUAAACAAUCUGCAUUUAAUUUAUUUAUGUCAACAAGACUAAUAAUAUCCAUAGAAACUAACGAUGAACUUACCCCACAACAAGUAUGUUUUCAUGUAAACCUCUCUGUUUGUUAGUUAAAGAAAAAGAAAAAAAAAUGCUGCUGUAUUACCUCCAGUGCACUCUGUUAUCAUACAGUAGGAAACAUGUAGAAAUGUAGUCUGUUAGUUAGUAUUUAAACACCGAUACUUGUUUUGUGUCGUUACAUUCAGUAAUACAGGAAAGUUAAAAAAUAUACAGAUUUGCCGACUCCUGGGUUAUAUGCUAACCCUGCUAAAUACGCACAUAUCCAAAGUGUAUUUGACAUCAAAUAUCUGUAAAAAAAAAAAUCCACUCCUCCUGUCAUACCGUUUAAUCGUUUUGUACAUUUACCAGUUAAAGGGAUCCUAACUAGAAGCAACACACCUACCUGUUCUGCUCAAAAAUAUUUGCUUGGCAAACACAAAAUGUACCUGUUCCUGCAUAACCAUGAGCAUUUACAGUUAAGUGCAUUCACACUAAUAAUAUCCAAGUGCAUUCAGUUACACAUUUCCUCUUUGCUUUUGGAUGCAGAAGACUUUGAUCUCUGUGUUUCUCAAUGAAUGUUACAUAGGACCGCGCUUAAAAUACUGAAUACCAGCCAUUACAUCCACUUCCAUUCAAACACAACAAGCUCAGAAACUCUUAGGUCACGCUUUUCAGGGAGAGCAGAGAUUUUGGGGAUUACCACCGCUGUUCCCUGUGUAGUUAAACUGUAUAAAGCCUUUAUAGCACCGCUGCUGAGAGAGCAAUGGAAGUUUUGUUCGACAGAUGAGCUACACAAUCCACUGUAUAAUCCAUUUUAACAGUAGGUCAAGUCUCGGAGACUUAACAUUAGUGAGAGCAUGAUAAUGUGACUGUUCUGUCAAGUUUUUUUUAUUUUAUUUUUUAAAGGAGGAUAUUUUUCUCCUUUUCGCGUUGUUUACUUGCUGCCUUAAUGUGCAGUAAAAACAAACGAUACUAACGUCCUUUAGUGUAUGGUUUACCUAAAGCUUGUUUUUCUUUUAAAAAUUAAUUUAACUGAAAUGUCUGCUUCUCAACCCAUUUAGUCAAAAAACAUAACAAAUGUAGUUGGAAGUAGAUUCUAAUCAUUUAAGUUAUUCCUGUUUUCUUCUUCUUUCUUUUUUUUCCUCCCAAAGGUCAAGUCACAAAUAGUGUGUCAGGCUUGCUGUGAAUUAAAACUGCGGUUGUUGAAAGAAAACAUCUUCACCUGAUGGUGGAGCCUCAGUGCAUCGUACCAUGACGCUUUUAUUUAUUGUAAAAAGAGGUCAGUAACACAUGUGGACUCUGGUCUUAUGGGUUUCAUUCUAAAUCAAGAUAGCAUAAAUGCUUCUUAUCCAACUCAGUGCUGGUGGGUGUGUGUGUGUGAUACUUCACAUAUGCACUCACUCAGGUUCUUUGAGGAAAAGAGGAAGGCCUGUGUUUGUAAAGGUUAAAGGGGGCGUGAUGUAUUGUUAUCAUGAUAUGGAUCUCACAAUGAUAAUGUGAAGACAGUAUGAAUGUUACAUUUCAACACUCCGUCUGUCCGGGCAAUAAUAACAACAACAACAACAUAAUAAUAAUAAUAAUAAUAAUAAUAAUAAUAAUUCAAAUGCGUUCGGAUGUCUGAUGGUAUACAUUUAAUAUUGAAUUGAAUAUUUUUACUUCAAGAGUUGGUGACAAUGUGUCUGUACAAUUUAAGAUGAACCUAAAUCCUUUUUUUGUCAACAUCCAGUUGUAUUUAAUAUAAGAAACCUUGCAUGUUUUCAUGCAGUUUUGUCGAAUGAAAUGACCCGUGAUUGCAAAAGGUUUACUUUUCAAGGGUUUAUGGAUUGGUAAAUUACAUGAAUAAGCAUGUUAAAGAAGAGAAUAGUAUGUGCUUUAAGUGGUCGUGUGAUCAGAGUAGUGUCUGUGCUGACAGUCGGUGGGAACUUAGUGACGUCUAAAGCUUAUCUGAGCCCUCAACCUGUACGUCCCCGCGCUGAGGGACAAAAACCACUAUAUGUACUGUACUGCAUGUCUCCUUCUGGUCGCCUUUAAUCAUCCACUCUUCAGUGUGAACUCUCCUUAACUUGGGAAUUGUCUUUUACAGUCUUGUGUGUGAAUGUACAUUGAAGAGCUUCAUGCUGUAGCUGUUUGUGUUGGAUGACAUUACCUCUCGAAUGUAUCCCAUCUGUCCCCCAAGUGGUCAGUGAGAUAUUGUAGAGUCAGAACAAACGAGAUUAAGUUUUUAUGAACUGCUUGUGGGAUUUAUGAAGACUCGCUGCUCAUGGAAGCUACAUUAACAAUGUCCUAAAACAACUAUGUGUAUACAUUUUGUAGAAUUAAAAAGAAAACAUGCCUGUGUCUGAAGAGCAGGUGCCUUUUUAAUGCACUGUAGGUUCUUUGGUUAUGUUUUUUUUGUGCAUGUUAACCUAUAAGUAAUCCAAAAAAAAAAAAAAAGUGUAGGUUGUACUUUAAAAGAAAAGAAAACAUAUGCAGAAGUGUAGAAAACAUGUGGUUACUACAAAAAGAGUCACCAGCUACUGAAAACAAAUGUCACCUUUUUGUUCUUGCUGUCCAAAGGCAAAGCACAAUUGGCAUUAUUAGAUUUGUUUUUGAAUAAAUUAAUGAUAGAUUAACGAUA
This is a messenger RNA of Solea solea (common sole), 5739 nucleotides long. RefSeq names its product glycerol-3-phosphate acyltransferase, mitochondrial (gene gpam). The transcript is spliced from 21 exons. Gene Ontology annotation, cellular component: mitochondrial membrane; plasma membrane. Gene Ontology annotation, biological process: phospholipid biosynthetic process. The record is from RefSeq and is a predicted model, not a curated record. The coding region runs from base 215 to 2695 and encodes 826 amino acids. Lineage: Eukaryota; Metazoa; Chordata; Actinopteri; Pleuronectiformes; Soleidae. Gene Ontology annotation, molecular function: glycerol-3-phosphate O-acyltransferase activity.